Molecule: messenger RNA, 15026 nt
Organism: Podarcis lilfordi (Lilford's wall lizard)
Lineage: Eukaryota; Metazoa; Chordata; Lepidosauria; Squamata; Lacertidae
Source: the annotation of a GenBank genome assembly
GCCUCUUUAUAAACGACUUUGAUGAGCAUCCCCUCAAUCCCUUCAUCCAAUUUCCAGGUGACACCAAACCGGGAGGGGUAGCCAGUGCCACUCAACAUGGACUCAGGAUUCAAUAUGACCUUAACAGUUUGGAGAACUGGGCCAAAACUAACAAAAUGAAUUUCAUUAGGGGCAAAUGUAAGCUUCUACACUUAGGCAGGAAAAACCAGCUGCACCAAUAUAAGAUGUGGGACACCUGACUUGCCAGUAGUAGAUGUGAAAAGGAUCCUAUUUUUCCCUGUAACAGCAGAGGGCUCGGCUGCUUCCUAUCAAAGUAGCUAUUGCUUGUUAUGCAGGUAAAGUGCCCCCUUUAUUGCAAUGGGCUGAGGAGGUGAGGCUAUGGUUUUAAAUAAGUUGUGAUUGGGUCUGAGUAUGGCCCCUUUUCAAGCUACACCCUUUUGGGUUAAUUGACUCUUGCCACACCCAUACAAAUGCAGGUUUAUUAAAGGGGCAUCGGUAGUGAAGCUCAUCCCCCGCCCCUUUAAUUGUUCGUGGUUUUCUUCAGCUUGAAAAUAUUUUACUUUUCUUUGCUUUUAAAGAAAUAGAUUUGUCUGGCUUGGAGGAGAAUGCAGAUAGGCUUUGUGCUCCCCACCCCCCCAGUACCCUGACUUGCAAGGUUAUCUGAAUUUUCUGGAAAAGAGUUGAGGGUUAGGCAAGCCUGGGGAGGGAGGUGAGAGGAUGUUAUGAUCUGAGGCCCAGAUUAGGACCAUGGAAAAACCGCUGCUGGAAGUUGUGGUGGGAUCCACAGAAGAAGACCUUUGUCAGAAACGCCCAGCGUCUGAGGAAGAACAACCUGUUUAUAAAAGACUACGGAUGGAUUCGCCAGUUCAUCCAGUCGAGUCAGAGGCCUCUCUACCACCAGAGAAGAGUAUGUGGAGCUAUUCUAAUUGUGGGGAAACUGUUUUUUUAUUUAAAUUUGAUUUAAAGAUGGGGGAUGCAGCAGGAGAGUGAUAUGGGUGUUGCAAAGAAGGAUUGUCUCCAUAGAAGUGGUAACUCCUAUUGAUUAACGUGUAUUCAAGAUGACUUAACAUUAGGCCCCAUCUGUGCUAAACAUUUAAAACCCUUUAAACAGGUUUCCAGCAACGACUCUUUGAGAACUGUAGUUUGUUAAGCGUGAUGAGAGUUGUUUGGAGACACACACCCUUCUCCUUCUGAGCUACAAUUCCCAGAGCUCCUUAUAAAGGGGGAUUGAAUGCUUAUUUAUUAUUUACUUUGUACAUUUAUUAUCCCGCCUGUUAAACCACUUUGGCUUUGUUAAGCCACUCUGGGUUUAAAGCAACCUGCUACUGUGCAAAUGGGGCCUUCAAUUAGUUAUUCAUAACAGCAGCCUCUGGCUUAGGGGUCAACAGACAAAGGCCUUGGAGCCAAAUCCGGCCCCUGAGCUGGGACACCUGCAGCUUCUCCAGAGGUAAGAGAAGUUGUGGGGAGAUGGGUUUGCGUGGCGACGUGUCUGCCGCUGAUUUUGCUAGGGCCCCCAGGCCGCAUUUGCUCGUCACGUAAAACUAGUUGUGCCCUUUUCUCAUGCUAUGUCCCCUUUUCUCAUGCUUCGGGUGGCUUGGAUUAAUCUAAAGAAGCGUGAGUGGAAGGUGAAAAUGCAUUUGUGCUCCUCCGGGAACAAUUGUGCCAGAGUUAAUGGAAGGGUACUUAGGCUGUAGUGCCAUAAUGUAUGGGGGAAAGCAGGGUUGCAUUUUGGUAUGAAGGAAACAGUGCAUGAGGAAAACAUAGGCCGUACUCCUUGUUUCCAGGUCCAGUUCAAGGGUGCUCACAUUAAUGUUGAAAGCCCUAAAUGACUUAGGCCCCAACGUCUGCUUCUUUCCCUACAAACCCUCCAGGGGUGUUAAGAUCAGCAGAUGGGGCCCUCUUGGUAGUUUCACCUCCCUCAGAAGUUUGGGGUGGCUUUCAACAUGGAAAAAUAAUAAAAUCUUAUUAUUGAAUAAUAAUACUGUAAUUAGUUUGGGGUGGUGGCAUUCUCUAUGGCAGCCCCAAGUUGUUGAACUUCCUCCCCACAGAGGUGUGUCUGGCUUCUAAACAAUUCAGCUCCUGGCAAAUGCUGCAGACACACUUUUUUACCCUGGGCUUUGGCUCAUGAGAUGUGUGUUCCCAGGGCCCACCCUGUUCCUGUAAUUUUAAUCUGUUUUAACUGUUGUUUAUUUUGAAUUUUAAAUACUGUAGUUGUCAUUUGCCCUGGGAUCUGCUGGUGAAGGGCGGGGAAUAAAUUUAGUAACGAUCGUGAUGUUUAAUAACGAGCAAGAUGUAGAAGGCCAUAAAAAAGGUCUCACUUGAGACUAAGCCUGUGUGCAACUGGAGGAACUCGUGGAUUUGGUGUUGGUUUUCCUCAUACAGCGGUUUUCUGCUAAGGAAGAAGUAGGCCGUCUCUGACAGGAAUAGGCUUUCUGCUAGUGGAAAGACACCUUUAGGAUCCAACUCAAUACAUACGUAAUGUGAAAAUAGGGAUUCCAGACAUUCUUGACAUUUUAAUGUUUUGUAUCCAAAUGAUUUGUAGCUUCUACUCCAGCCUGCCCCACAGCGCCCCCUCCAGCCUGCUCCACAGCUCCGCCUUUGUCCACACACCUGUGCAAGAAACCUUCACGCAGGGCUGCUUAUCAUCCCUUUGAUUUCACCUCAGAUGAGCUGGACCCUGCCUAUGAGUGGCCAAGGGAAUCUUCUUCUGCAAGGCAAAGUAAGAUGCAUGGAGGAGCUGACUAGUAAUUUUUGUAUGCUCUUUGGAAGGGACCCUGGUAUGUGAGCAUGGAAAAAUAGGAGAUCUAAAACAUGUGAUUUUUAUGCUAGAAUGGGAGAGAUGGUGAACAUAAGAAAAGGAGACUGGUCUGUUUGAGAAGGUGUGGCCUACUGCUACGCAUUCAAGGGAAUGAAGUGGGAAUGAACUGCAUCAGAUUACAGGAGGGUGCGGUUGGUUGUCCACUUUUGCAUACUUAUCCUUUAAAAAACACCCACCCAUCCCAGGAAAUAGAACAUAGACUCUAGCUGUGUGCUACCUCAGCCCUUUCCUGCUAUGCUGAAUUUAUCAUCAUGGAGAAAUCUUAACAUGGGGAAAUUUUCAAAAAUGUGAUGAUUUACUUGCAGUGUGAAGAGGCACACUUUGUCUUCCCUGUUCAGCACACUCGUUUAUCACCUUGUUCUGUGUAGAGCAGGCUGGCCAUACCUUCCCCACCUUCAGCAGGUAUGCAGCAGGAAGAAAAUCAUCCAGCUUUCUGAAGAAUACCCUCAUUCUAAUGAAGCCUGUUUCAGUUUAAUUUCUGAUUGGAGGUUCUGUAAAUACUUCCUUAACUGGAGAGAGGCCUUCAGUAGUUGCAAUGGGAACUGAAGCCUAAUGAGGCUAAGGGAAAAGAAAUAUAAUAAAAGUCAGGAGUCCUGUGACUUUGACAGUUUGUAGUAUAGUCGAGAAAUAAUCAAGAGGAAUUUGGCAUGAAGAGCACAAAAACUUGUGUGCAAGUAAAGCACUGGUUCCACACUUAGCACCCACUGACAAAUGGGUUAGCUGUUCCAGAUAACUGAGAUCCAUUCCAAACCACACUAAAAAGUAGGGCUGUGGGGCCACUCUGUCCGAAUUCUAGAUCCUGAACCAAAUUGGGCUGAUUGAGGCAGCCCCAGGUGAGGUCCACCCAAAGUCAUCUAGAGCUGUCCCAAGGGGUGGUAAUCGGGUGGCAAGGAGCAGGAUGGAGGAGAAGGAGGAAAUGUAGGCAGCCUGUCUGUGUCUCUUCCCCUGCCCUUGGACCACAUAUAAAAUAGGGUUUAAAACCACAAUUAAACAAUGUGCUAGGGCCCCAGUUUGGGGCCCAGAUCCAGGUCAAGUCUGCCCAGGACAGAUCUGGAACACCGGAUCGGGGGGGGGGGGGGGAGGGCAUGCACAGUCGUACUUAAAAGCCUUUUCAUCAUCAUCAAGGCCUCUUUGUAUCUUACAGGUGGUGUGGAUGUGAUCCCUCUCCUCCGAAGCACUCUGGGCCAGUUUCCUUUAGGUUUGCGUCUGGAUAAGCUGGAGGCCCUGGUGUGGAAGGAGCACAAGGUCAAGCUGUGGAAACUGUGCUUGGAGCGAGGCUACAGUGACAGCCUGAAGUUCUUGGAGGUGUUACCUGGGAUCAGGCUCAAACCCUCCGGCAAAGGGACUUUCCGGUGCCUUGUGCUGCUGGACCCAGGUGAGUGUUUCUCUCCUCCAGCCUGACCUUGUGUUCUCUCAGGAGAGCUACAGGACCCACAGCCUGGCAAGCUUUGGCCUUAAUUUUAUGCUUUUCUAGGUCGUUGAAGGUUUGUAUCUGAUCUCCAAGAAGCAACUUGCAAAUAAUCUACAGGCCUAAUUUUAUUCAGAGGUUGUCAAUGUGGCACCUGCUCACCCCAUGGUGCCUGCCAUAGCACCAUACGGUUCCUGCAAAAUGUCUCAGUAAAUAUCAUCUCACAAAAUGUCUCGGUAAAUAUCACCUCAAAAAUCCAUAAUGCAUGAGAGACUGAUUGCUGUACCUGCUCAUUUCCUGUUUGAGUUGGCUUUGUUGCUCUCUUACUUCAAACACUCCCCUUAAAUGUGCCCAUAUUUUUCGGGAUGCCAGGAUUGGACACCCAACUUCCCAUCCAUUCUGAGCAGAGGAGAAAUUCAGUGAGCUUUUCAUUGUGAGUGUAUAUGGCAGUGGCUGAUGCACAUUCUUUUGUGAGGCAUGCCCACUGCUUUUUGUGAUCCGGGCUGAUUUUAUGCUCCUUUAGAUGUGGCAUCCCUUUCAUGUUAUACCACGCCGUGACAGCACUUCCUCAUAAUUCCACAUGUGCCCCCUGGCCCUAAAAGGUUGGUGACUCCUGUUAGUUUGCCUGAUUUAAAGGGAUCUGGGUGGGAAGCAGUGGCUGGAGCACAUGCUCUAAACGAAGAGGGUCCUGUGAUCAGUUCCCCAAUAUUUCUAGCACAAAGGAAUCAGAUAGCAGCUGAUGCAAUGGCCUCUGCCUGAGAUGUGGAAAGGCCACUGCAGGCAGUGUAGACAAUAAAGGGCCUGUAGUCUGACCUGCUAUAAGGAGGCCUUGUUUUGUUUUGUUUUUUAACCCUCCUUUUGAACAGCAGGAAAGGGCAAAAUAAACAAACCCCAAUAUUUAAAAGCCCUCCCAGUCCCCAAGAUUAAGAGUACUCUGUACCACACCUCACUCCACUUGCUUUUCAAAAGUCCUGCUUUUAGUACAGAAUGGAGCUCAAAGUGGUUUGUGUGGGGUUUCAAAGUGGUCUCCCAUCCAGGCACUCCCGAGACCAAGAUCUGCUUAGUUCCAGAAAAGCUGCUGUUGAUGCUGUCUGGAGGUGGCAAUAUCUUUCUGCUCAGCUUUUGUACACCUCCAGGCCACUUCUCUCUGCUGGUUUCUCCACUCUGCUUUUCCCAUGUUGCUUUAGUCUUCAGUAAGUAAAGCUCAGUCCCAAUGGAUUUGCACCGCCCAUUUUGGGAAACCCCUGAGGCUUAACUGUACGUGGGCAGGAAUGCAUUUUAUUCCACCGGGUAUUGUUGUUGCAAAGGCUGGCUUUAAAAAAAGGAGCUUGGUGCUUGGUGAAAUCUCCAAAGCUACUGGCUGUGUACAUGCUAUAUACAUUUAAAGCGCUUUCGAAGCACAUUCUUUCCCUCAAAUAAUUCUGGGCACUGUAGUUUGCUAAGGGUUGCUGGGAAUUGUAACUCAGAGGGGCAAACUAGAGUGCGCAGAAUUAUUCGAGGGAAAGAAUAUGUGCCGAAUGUCCUUUAAACGUUUAGUGUGUGCAUAGUUGUCAGGAGGCAAGGCUUCACUGUCCCCCAAAGGAAGCUGCCUUAAACAGAACCAGACCAUUGGUCCACCCAGCUCAGCAUUACCUGCACUGACUAGCAGUUGCUGUCCAUGUUUCAGUCAGGGGACAUUCCCAGCGCUACUUGGUGUUGACUUCUAGAACUUCCACCUCACGGUUGGCCUUGUUUGCUGCAUGGCUCUCAGAUGAGCUGGCAAUGUUUUGAGAGUUACAGUUGCACAGAAGGAGGUGACAGAAUUCUGGUUAUUCUUCUUGAUGUAGUUAAGCUAGCACCGGAGGGAGAAACUGUGUAUAUACAUAUAUACACAAACAUGAAUUCUUAUUUUUUUAAUGCAAGGGGAGCAUUGAAAUUUGGUCCUCCCCACCUGUAGUCAGAACUGGUGUAGUCCAGAAAAUUAUACCAUCUCAUUCUGUGUUGAAUGGCUGUUCUGGUUUAAAGGAUAUAGUGCAUCCUCAAAGAGGAAUGGUUGCAACACAACAUCAUAGCACACAUUUUACAUGCAGAAGGUCUCAGGUAGACAGUCCUGGUUUAAAGGUAAAGGGACCCCUGACCGUUAGGUCCAGUCGCAGACGACUCUGGGGUUGCGGCGCUCAUCUCACUUUACUGGCCGAGGGAGCCGGUAUAAAAAGCAGCUUCCUACGCGGGUGGAUCACUAGUCUGAAGGUAGCUUCCUAUCUUUGGAUUUCUGUUUUAUGGCCCUUGGAGAUCUUAAGUGUUUUGUCUUCUGCCCCUCCCUUUUAUAGCUGGCCCUUAUCGUUUGUCCUAUCAGCCUGCAAACACAGCAAGCAAGGAACUGUGUGGCACUGCAAGAACCGUAACGAGUUCUGCUUUGCCUUUGCAAGGAUCCUGAUGCUGUGAAAGAAACUGGAUUCCAGCAUCAGGUGGACUUUGUUGAACGGUGCUGAUUUCAUUAUAACAAGCUUUUUUCUCCCCCCAAAAAGUGAAUGCAUUGGGUGCCCUGCAUUACUACCUUGAUUCGUCAGACUUGGGAGUUGUUGGUCUUGAAAAGAGGUGCUUUUAGGGAUCAAACCUCUAGAGGGAGCAACUUCCAUAUUUUUGUGUGUAAACCCCCCCCCCCACAUUUCUUUGGCAUCUUAAUAACCUAGCACUUUUAUGCCUGGUGUUAAUAGCUAAUGGAGGAAAGUAUUUAAAGGAGCUUUGGAAAUGGAUUCCCAGCACUGGAGCACACCAAACAUUUAUUUAACAGUAAGGGAAAGGAAGAUAACUUGAAUUGUGGAAGCCUGUGUAAUUUGUGCUACUUUGUAAGGAACACUUAGUAUGCAGCCAGUGGGCAUCUUCCCUCGGGGUUAUUGGUUUUAUCAAAAGGGUGGGGGAAGAUAGCGUCUCUGAUUAGUGAUGCAAUCGUUGGUACUAGCCAAUAGAUUUGUGCAGCCACAGUCUGAACUGCACUAAAUACUCGAAUUGGUGCAGUGAUGGGAUGGGGUAGACGUGUUGCAUGAUAAAAUAUCCUGCAUCUUAAGUGCUGGAGAACUGCUUUCCCUUUGAUGCAGACAUUUCUUUGAAAGAAGGCUUCCGAAAUCCUAGGAUUGGGCCAUACUGCCGCAAAAAAAUGUGUACUUGUACCUGCCUGUCUCCCCAAUAAUGGGAGGGGCAUCCAGAUGAGACCCUUCCCAUCCCAGUGUUGUCUUAGAGGGGAGACAAGCAGGAAGGGUGUGUGUGUGUGUGUGUGUGUGUGUGUUCCUUGCAAAGUCCAAAACAGCCAGGAUCGAAAAACCCUGCAUUUAAAGGGGGAAGGAUGCAGGACAGCAUCAUGUGGGAGGCUCUCCAUUAGUAGGGAGACGGGUGCAAGUCCAGUGUAAACAAACCCUGAGAUUCUUAUUGGCGUCUUGAUUUCCUGACAAAUAUGAAGCUGGGGGUUCUACCUGCAGGAUACAAGAUCCAGGCCCUCAAAGGACUCGUCUGCCUUUAAAAGGGGCACAAGAGCGAAUAUUUUGCUGCCUCAAGCUCCUCUUCCACUAUCGGCAUAGACGAAGCAACUGGAGAAUCUGCACCUUGCUGGAAUUUUCCCUUCUCCACAACAACUGAAGAGAUGAGAGCUCUCUUGAAUCUGGAUCCUAGCAACCAUAAUUCACUUCAAUCCAUGCUGAUAAAUUGUUCUAUGAUGCAACAGUAUGUUAUUUUUUCCCUUUGUCAAUGAGUCUCAGGCAUCUCUUCCCACUUGCUUUAGGACAUUGCAGUGGCAGAACACUGGAGCCUUUGAACAAAUGGGUAAUAGUCACAGAUGGACCGGCCUUCAAUAAAUCAUCUGGGUUGUGCCUGUUCUCCCUUUUUGUAGCUUAGGUUCAAGCAUGUAUGAAUCUCUUUCCAGUUCCCUCUUUUAAUUUCCAUUUCCUUUUUCUAGAUCCAAUGAGGGAGGGAAGGAUUUCCUUGCCUUACUUUACUUUACAGAAGAUGUCUUUUGCAUGCUGUUUAUCAUCUGCCCUGGGUCAAAACCUCUGGGUGUGUAUAAACCUUGGAACAGUCACUCUUCCUUUCUAAACUCUUCCCUUUACCAAACCAGUGGGGUUCAGUGCAAUUAGUCUAACCUCUUAAACGUCAAAGCAUCUUCUGCAGGCUGCUUUGAUCCAGUGCUGAAAUACUGUAUUUUGAUCAUGGAGGGAGAUUUUUUGUAAUACAACCUAGUGUCUAUGGUUCAACUUAAAAAAGCACACACACAGCAUGAACUGUUCUGUAUGAAUGUCUUCUAUUUUUACAAACAUUGAUUUGAGGGCUGGAGAAAUGUAAUUCCAGAUUCCGCUAGUAUAACCGUUUAUAUAUUCUUUAGUGUCUCGGUAGCUGCACCCAGCAUCCCUUGAGCAGCUCAUCAGUGUAAGUUUACAAACCUCCUGCUUGUUCCCAGUUCAUCCUACACAAACUUGAAUCGCUCUAGUGUAGUUGCAUUGAAGGGAAAGUGUUUGGCUUCCCUCACUGGCAGAUGAAACUUAAAAUCUCACUAAAACAUGCUUGUCACAGUUCAGGGUCUCAUUCUGCACUCCACUGGGGUGGGUGUUUAUCAGACAGAAAAGUCUCCUAGUAUAUUUUAUUAAAAGCUAGAAACCAGUCUUAUAGCCAUCCCUGACUAUUCUGUCCUGUCACAUGAAUCAUCUCUCUAUAAACUCUAGGAAAUAUUCCAGUCUGUUCCAGAUUAUCCUCCCAGUAUUUUUUCCCCCUGCCUUGAGAUUUUCAGAGAGGCUUCAGUAUCGUAGCUGAUGGCCGUACUGGAAUUGUCCUGGGUGUGGCCAGGCCCGAGAUAGACCUGUACUGGCAGGAUUAUGAUACAGCUGUCCUUGUAGUCUUCCUAGAGGCAAGUAGCCAGAGGAAGGGGUCAUACGCCCAGGUGCCAGGUAAACCGGCAUCCUUGGUUCUUCUGGGGCAUAGCCAGUCCCUCGCUGUUUCAUCAGCUCUCUUGCUGGUGUGUCCUGGUAACCCCAUUUCUGUGGAAAGGUUGGGAAAAAACAACACUUCAGACUUAAGAACCGGUGUGAUGUUGUGUGCGCAAGCUCAUGUACAAGUAAAAUAGGCAGUACCUGCCAUGCAUUGUAGAACUCCUCUUCAGACAUAGAUUUCUAGUUCUUAUUGUUAAGAGAACCUGGGUUUGCAACAUGGCCUAGCUUCUUUCAUGGUGUUCUCCACAACCAUCAAAAACAUACUUGCUGAUAAAAAUGAAAUGAACAUCUUGGCAAACCACAUGAAUUACAACCAGGUCUUAUCAAGGAGCCCCUCCACCCCCGUAUCUGUUCUGAACUAUGUGAAAUAGUAGAAAGAUGCAGCUUCUGAGCAUGUACAAAGUAAUUUCUCCCACUACCAUCUGCAUCUACAGAUCCUAAGUUGAGGGGCAGGGCUUCUGUUUCACCCUGUUUGGCUUCCAGGUAUGGUUAAACCCUAACUCUUCUCUACUUAGAAAUUUAAUCACUGCCUAUGAGAAUCCUGAAUUUGAGGCAGAGUUCUAACAUUUAUGGUGUUGAUGUUCCUAGAUUCCCUGUGGAGACUGCUAGGCACAAUAGCUGCAGGAAAGAGGAAGCGAAUUUGUGGUAGAUGAGGAAGCUGUGGGGGAAUGGGGAGGAUGAAUUUGUAUUUUCAAUAUUGUUAUGCUCCUUUCAUGAUUCUCUCCAAAUCAUUUAAUAUUAAAGCUAUGAAAGUUACAAGAUGUAACGUUAUAAAAACAUGACUUCAAACAUACUACUGCACCUAAAAGCACUAUAUCUACAAAUAGUGUGAAGUUCAAGUGGAGGAGAGCAACUUCUUUUUUCCCUGACAAGGUGACUGCGCCUUUACUGUUCCUGGCACAAGGCAUGGGGAAAGCCUUACCUGUUCAAUGGCUGGCUGCCCUGCAUAAAAACAUUCAGGGUUUGGAGGGAGGAACCUAGCUGAUAAGUACAGAGGGACCUUCAUGCUUCUAAGGCUCGUCAUUCUAGAGUUCUCCCUCCCUAUCAUAGGUGUAGCCUUGAUCAAUAUUGACCGAAGGUGCUGUCUACAGCAGUUCACCCAAGCUCAAAGGCAAAGGAGGCAGAGUUUUCUAUCAAUCCAAUUUGUCAAAAACUCCAGAGGUAGGCCUAAUGCUUCCUUGAAUCUUCUGCUCUAGGACCUGCCUCCUGUCCUGUGCCCAGCUGUUGCCGGUGGCAACCAGGCACCCUAUGAAAACAGGGACAUAGGACCUCCCUUGUUGCCCCAAGGAAAUGGGGAACACUGCCCUUGCCUGCUGUGCCCAUAAAUCACCCCCUAAUUCGAAAGAAGGGGGUGAGGGCCCUAGGCAGAAUGCCCCCGUGUGGACAUUGGCUCUCCUGGACGCUGUCUCUGAUCGCGCACUAGUUGCAGCAAUUUGGAAUAAUUAAUUACAAAAGAAGCAAAUGCAUAUAUUUCAAGUGAAGAAGGGGAGUGAAGUCUGCUAAUUUAAGUGACCUCUGCGAAAGAAGACGACGGGCUGGAGAAACAGGAAUAUUUUAUGAUGAAGAUACACCAAAGGUGGGGUAUGUUGACAAGGGGCUGAAUGGGGGGGGGGAACCUUUUUUACUUUCCUUCUAUGUGAUUUACAAGAACCCCUCCUCAUUAGAACCGUCGGUUGAACUGACCCAAGCAGGAUGAUUAAGGUCUGUGUGGAGAUAAACUUUAACCAACAGUAUGCUUUAUGGAGACCGAGAAGCAAUAAGAGCUUUUGGGAAUGGCGCAGCAAUUAAUUCGGAGUCGUCAUCUUGCCAAAGGAUUUACAGCCGGGAGGAAGAACGGAUUUGUUUUCAGACUGCAUUCCUAGUGAAUCUCCUCAGAGGUUUUGAGAAAGGAGGCAGAUUGGUGAAGAUUAAUGACGUUAAGACUGUUUUGAUGUAUGGAAGUGAUGUUAUAUGGAAAAUGUCUGGAUAUGGCUACUGGAUAAAAAAAAUAAUAUCCACGCAGGAUUACAAACUGUUCUAACCAGCUUGUGGAGACUAUCAGAGGUCACAAAGAGAAAGGAAAAAUAUAUGAAAAUAACAACAAGAGAUGUGGAAAAAUAAUAAGAAAGGACUGGAUAGUACUGUGAACAUCAUAAGGUUAGAUUUGUGGACAUUAAAACAGCAGUAAGAAGCAAGAAGUUGAUUGGAUCCCUUCGGAACUUGAAAUAUGGGUACCGCCAACAAAAAUUUAAAAUUCGGCUCUGUAAUUUGGAAUUUAUGUAAUUUGGUUUGAUUUGAUGUGAUUGGUCGGUUAAUAAAAAAUUAUUCUUAAAAAAAAUGAAAACAGGGACAUAGGAGCUGAGGUCUGGGUACCACCAGCAGGGUCUGCUCAACACAAUUUAGUACUCAAGGCAGAAGAUGCCCAUUACCCGUUCUCAUUAUGGAAUAUAAUCUGUCAUCCUAUAAUAACCAGGCAUUUCCUUUUCAACGAGGUUUGUGGGUCAGAUUAGUCUGCUUCCCACUCUUCCCUCUUUAAUAGUACCAAGAUGAUAUCUGCCACUUUUCUGGCCACCAGAAAGUGCUAAGAGCUAGUGUUUGGUCUGUGUGUGGGACUGAAAUCUAAGGUUGCCACAUUUUAACAGGCCAAGCAUUGUUAAUUAAAGCAAGGCCACACCUUGUUUUUACCACCUGUUGGCCAGCUGUUAAAGUCACCAAGUCUGUCAAAUAAAACAGUUGUGGUGCAGAGGUUGAGCCAUGAUUUGGGAAGGCCUCACUUUCAAAUAUGGCCUCAUCAAGUGGCUCUGGCCAAACCCCACUCAGCCCCACCCCAAUCCCUGCAAUCUAAGGAUGCUGCUGGCCCAUCAUUUCAGGGCCAUUGCAAUGAUUACAAAAAUGUAUGUGACAUUCUUUGAACACUUGGAAAUGCUAUAAUGCUAAGGACAAAGUCCCAUCUCAGCCAGAGGCUUACAAGUAGGCCUUGGGGAAGUCAUAACCUUUUAGGGCUGUUUUCAAGCACCCUGGCUCUAUCCUUACACAAUCACCAUGUACCUACUGGGCCGCUGGCCUCUUCAGAAACUUGAUUUUGGUUAGGAAGUAGGGACAUGCAUAAUUUAUUUUUCUGUGACAAAGUGUAACCUCAGGGGUGUUCUGACAACAUGAAAAUGCUCUCAUGUAAGGGAAUUGAUAUCCUCACUAUCCUGUAAAUGAAAUGACUGGGUUUGCUUUGUUUUAAGGGAACAGUAUUAUUUAUAAUUUUCCAACCUUAUCUGGUACCUUUAAAUUUAUAUAUUCAACACCCCUUUGUGAUUGGAAAUCAAAAUAUUGAUCCUACCCAGCCAUGGGAAGCUUUGGGGGGGGGGGAGGUUGUGGGGCGGGACAGAACAAGUUGGUUCCCACAGUAACCAGGACUCAAGAUCAGGAACUGGUUUCUGUAGCAACUGGAAUGUCUGAGGGAAUGUUGAGUGCUGGAAUUGAUGGAGAACAAAACAUCUGGAAUUGAUGGAGAACAAAAACUUUUUUUGUUUUAAAACCAUCCAGACUUCAUGGGGAAAACAGUGCUCGAGUCCCCAAAGUGACUAGAAGCGAUCAUCACGGCUUUUUCCAGGGCGUGGAUUUACAGAAAUGUACACUUUGACCUCCUGCAGCACAAAGCAGGAUCAGAGAAUAUUGAAUACUUUUGUUCCCAUGGAAACCUAAAUUACUACCGAAAUGUUGAUUCGCAAGGGAGUCGGAGUUUAGACUGCACAGCAAAAGGAAUGUCUUGAAAACCAAAUGCGUUUUCUCUCACAGAAAGAAACACUGGGGAGGGAAAACCAAAUCUCCCUCUGGAAAUUGGUUCCUGCAUCUUUCCACAGUGGCUGUUAACAUGGGGGGCAGGUGUCUGGGUUUUGCUGUGUCGCCCCUGAGUGAAAGUCUUGCAGGCAGACCAGCAAGCUUAUAAUUUGUCUGGUGCAGGUGGGGGUUGCAGAGACAAAUGGGCAGGUAAGAGAAAGGUGCUUAAUCCUCCCCCACAACCCCUCCCCCAGGUUAUUCUCCCCUCCCCACAACUGUGUUUAUCCCUAAUCUUAGAACAGAUCUGGAGAAAACAGGAAGAAGAGACUCAGGAUAAUCAACAAGGGGGGCAGGGAGAGAGCUAAGUUCCCCUGGCACCUACCCCACCAAGUCUCUCCCCAAGAGACCCUCUGCCAUGUAAUGCUGCUGUAGGUGCAAACUGUGCAAUUAGAGGGCCAGCUAGAACGAAGACCAUAGUGGCCAUUGUAUGUACUGCCCUCUUGUUCCUGCUGCUGAGAGCCAGUCGCUGGCCAGGCUGGGUUCUGAAAGGAAUGUGAAGGUUACUCACAGUAAAAAGUCAUGAAAUGCAUGUGGCAACAGAGAAGUUUAUUGCGACAUCUAAAAAUAGGUCUGCCGGAAAAAAGGAUCUGGCUGAAAUGGACUUGGGCUGCCGCCAGGCUCAUUGCCCUCUUGUAUUUUCCCCUUCUUGUCAAGCAACAUGCAAGAGGGAUCAAGCACCUGCCUAAUUACUAUGGCUUCUUACCCGGCUGCUUUAGGAGUAGAUCUGCUUACAAGGAAGAGCUCCAGUCUCUUAAUUUGAAAGAUGGGGUGGGGGCAACUCAAGGCAGUCCCUUAUUGAGUAGGCAUGCAAGCCUACCAGUGUGGUAUAGUGGUUAAAGUGUUGGACUAGGACCUGGGAGACUAGUGUUCAAAUCCCUGCUUGGCUGUGAAGCUCACUUGGGUGACCUUGGGCUGGUCACUGCCUCUCAGCCUAACCUACUCCGCAGGGUUUUGUGAGGAUUAAGUGAGGAGGAGGAGAACCACAUGCGUCGUCUUGAGCUCCUUUGAAAAAGAAGUGGGAUAUAAAUGCAGUUUAUAAACAUUACCACUUGAUGUGUUAGUCCGGGAUACCUACUUGUGAGUUGCAUGCCAGCCCUCUGUUUCAAGUGCCACGUAGGCAAGGCAGAUUUUUAUUAGAUGGUUGGGGUUGGGGGAGUGGGGUGCAAAACCUGUCCAGCCAUCAAGAGGACAGGUGGUGGAGAAUGUACAAUACAACUGCAAUAAUACUGCGCUGUGGGGCCUUCAGCAAUGACAGUGCCCGCUAUCAAAUGUGGACUACACUUCAGAUAUCUCUUGGGACACAGAACAGGAAAGAUGAUGUAGAUGAGAAUUAGAUGUACUGUGGGAUGGAGACUGGGUUCUUAGGAAAGGAACUUGGAAAUAAUUGGUUUGGAGCAUAUGUACUAAAUGGGGCUGUGCAGUGUUCAGUUUCUAAGAUGAGAAGGCUCAAGUGUAGAAAGCCUUGACCCCUAACCCUAAUGAUACAAUAAACACACUCUGCACACGCCUAGAAACAGCCUCUUCUUAUUCAAGGAUAUACUUGAAUAGGAUAUACUUCUGGUGUUUUUAAUUUAAGAGGGUUAAAGGAUCCCAGGAUCCUUUCCUCUAAUGCACAGGACAUCCACUUCCCAAAGAACCCUAAUCUCCUGUCUUGUUUCUGUCUUGUAUCCAGUGGAGAAAUGGUGUGGUGAAGCGGACAGAGGAUCGGACAGAGAGACCUGGCAUCAAAUCCCCAGUCAGCUAUGAGGCCCCUCUCACAUGGCUGCAGUGCUCUGUUUUUAAUGUUUUAUGCUUUAUUAUGUUUUAUAUAUUCUGUAAGCUGCCCAGGGUGGCUGGGGAAACCUAGCCAGAUGGGCGGGGUAUAAAUAAUAAAAUUGUUGUUGUUGUUACCUUAGAGACAAAUGGGUGACCCUUUUCUGUGUACAAGAGAGUGGUUGUUGUUGUGUGCGAGUUGGGCUAAUGCCAGAAGCUGGGAAUACAGACACAAGACUGCUCUGUGAUGGGCUUGGUUUCCCUACUAACCUAAAGGAGAAGCAGG